UCGACUCGAGCGUCUCGUCGCCACAUGACGUAGUCAUAGUAGUAGUGGGCGAAAAGAAGGACGAGGGCGGAGCGGCGACAUGUCUCUUCUUCUGGACAACCGCUUUGGACAGCUUCCUCCUGACAACUCCGUCAACACCAAACUCUUCUUGGAGUCUGUCUCCCAUCUGCCGUCUUUCUUCGACUGCUUGGGAUCCAAAGUAUUCUCAGUGAUCAAGUCAGACAUUAAUGGCAAUAUUACGAAAAUCAAAGAAGUCUAUGUGAAGGAUCCAGAGAGGUACGUCACGCUGCAACACAUCCUGGAGGCUGAGCGACAAGACUUGGCUGCUGAGUGGCCCAAAGUGGGAGCGACGCUCGCUCUCAUGUGGCUCAAGAGGGGUCUCCGUUUCAUACAAAUCCUGUUGCAGAGUUUGGUGGAUGGAGAGCGAGACCACAACAACCCCAACCUCAUUCGGGUCAACAUCACCAAAGCCUAUGAACAAGCGCUGAAGAAAUACCACGGCUGGUUUGUACAGAAGAUUUUCAAUACAGCACUAUAUGCGGCGCCCUACAGAUCCAACUUCCUCAAGGCUCUGUCAAAAGGAGAGGAAGUGAAAGAGGAGGACUGUUUAGAGAAUGUGCGUCAGUUCUUGAUCAACUUCACUGCCACCGUGAACGCCAUCUACGACAUGUACAUGCGCCUCGACGCAGAGCUGGACUACACGGUUUGAUGUCAAGAGUCUGUAUGAGUGAACUGGAAUUAGUUUAUUUGCGUCCUUUUACAUAUUUAUUAUUUAUUUGAUUAUUGCCUUACAAUAUAAUGUGAAGCCUUACACGUGUGACAUUUUAGUGUCUUUUAAUACAACUCUUGCUGUCAUGCGUCACCAUUUAGUGCUUUUGUGUUUCAUCAUCAGAUAAUGUUGUCAAAUAAAUGCAAAUUAAAUAUAUUUACCAAUAAAAAAAGAACAAUGUGCUUCUA
Molecule: messenger RNA, 957 nt
Organism: Doryrhamphus excisus (bluestripe pipefish)
Lineage: Eukaryota; Metazoa; Chordata; Actinopteri; Syngnathiformes; Syngnathidae
Product: glycolipid transfer protein-like
Biological process (GO): ceramide transport; intermembrane lipid transfer
Cellular component (GO): cytoplasm; cytosol; membrane
Molecular function (GO): ceramide 1-phosphate binding; ceramide 1-phosphate transfer activity
Source: RefSeq, a predicted model, not a curated record